This is a messenger RNA of Oncorhynchus gorbuscha (pink salmon), 3143 nucleotides long. RefSeq names its product protein FAM163A-like. NCBI's taxonomy places the organism in Eukaryota, Metazoa, Chordata, Actinopteri, Salmoniformes, Salmonidae. The record is from RefSeq and is a predicted model, not a curated record. The coding region runs from base 560 to 1048 and encodes 162 amino acids. The transcript has 3 exons.
CCUAGCCAUUCACUCAUCCACUCUUAACUUGUUGGAUUGGAUAUCUGCAUUUCCACCCUCUGGAUUACUGAGUUUCUUUGCGCAGAGAAUAUGAAAGGAUUCCACGAAUUAAAUUAGCUUUAAGGGCGUAACAUUGUUAGUUCCAUCAUUCUUUCCAAACAAUAAUUUGAUGCGUAUCGAUUAUUUGCUUUUCACAAGUUCGCGUGUGGGUAUUUAUUCCAUAUAUUUUUCGUGAGUAAAGUAAAUUAUCACAACGAUACCUAUUUUUCACCGGAUGAUAAUGGUUAUUCCUAUUCUCUGACCUCUAUUGAACAUAGCCUACUAUCCAUCACCAAGACUGUUGCGUUCUUCCAGAGACAACACACGGUGCAGGCUACUCAUCGGAUGACAGUCCGCUGCAAUCCGUAGCCUAUCAAGUGCCUUCUUUUAUUUUCGGCAAUGCAAUAACGUUUUGCCGUGCCUUUAACCGUGGUAAAACUCAAGAGCAAUAACGCAAGUUGAGGAAACGAACAAUGUAACACCCACCGUGUCCGACAGAGUUUGAUGGAGAGCUGGUCGGAUGACAGCUGGAACUGUUGUCAUAACCGGAGGAAUUCUCGCCACGGUGAUACUCUUGUGUAUCAUAGCAGUGCUCUGUUACUGUAGACUCCAGUAUUACUGCUGUAAGAAGAAUGGGUCAGAAGGGGAUACCAGCUCCGUCACGCAGCCCCACUUUGCCUGCAACGCAUGCAGUGCUCCCGGGGUGGACGGGACGGCCGUCACUCCCCUCUCCCUCUCCCCGGAACUCCCUGCCUCCCACGCCACGGGCCCCCCACGUAACUACUGCCCCACCUGUUCGCCCUACGAAUCACCCUUCUAUAUCCGAACCACCGACGAGAUGCACAAUGGCGGCGAGCGCAUCACCUACAUGCCCACGCACUAUGAGAACCCAGCCCUGGCUCUCGCCCUGCCCUCCCUGCAUGGCUCCCUGCUGAGCACCAGCCAGCAUCGCAGCAACCCAGCACCGGACUUCUACACCAACACUCGCGCUAUAAGUACAGACGUGUGACCCACUUCCGAUGUCCUGUUGGCUCAUUUGGUUGGAGCGUGGUGUUUUCUACUGCAGGGUUGUGAGCUCAAUCCCUGCAUAGGCCAUGCACUGUACACAGAACAUUUGUUUAUUAUUGCUUUGGAUAAAAGAGACUGUUUUUAUGAGGGUAAUCUCUGGUAGCCACUGUGUCUCUUUGCUGACAACUAAAGAGAAGAGGAUGAAAAAGGAGCAUUGAGAGACAACAUGAAGCGUUGACCCUUUGACCUGGUCAUGCACUUCCUUGUUCUUUCUCCCUACACUGUGUCAGCUAGCUUCCUGCUGGAUUUGAGCACACUCAAACAGUAUUGUUUUUUAAACAGAGGUAGCUAUUAGGUUUGUUGCUGUUUAAUUAAAAACUAAACAAUUUCUUGUAAUACAGAGGCAGGGAGCAUCCCUUAGUGUUCAAUAUACCAAGACCUAUACGCUGUCUGGCGAUGUAGUGUGUGGGAAUCUAAUCUUCACUGUUCGAGGGCUAUCGAUAUCGUGGUUUUACCUGGACCUACUCUUGUCAUUUCCCUGUAUCUGCCAAAAGAGAUUCUGAACUACAAAUAAAAGCAAAUUGCAUUUUCAAGUGAAGGUAUUCAGAAGAAACGUAGCAAAAAUAGUGAAGAGACCCUAACUCCUUCAGAGCUUUCUCUAUGCAAGUUCUAUGCACGCAAAACCCGAAUUGGUUGGAGAGAAAAGUAUAACAUGCAGCUGUCCAGCUUGUAUGUUUUUUUCCCUCCAAAUGUUUGUCAUAUGUAACUGGAACUAUUGAAAGACUGUUGUCUAUUGUUUUAUGUUAUUGAAAGAGGUAUGCAGCCUACCAUGGCUACUUUUGAGACAAUGGAAUUUGAUCACAUAAUAUAAUAACUAGAAUAUUACAGUUUAAAGAUAGUUUUCAAGUCAGGACAGGGGCAUUUUGUAAGUGGGUGAUGCAGUAUUGCAGUUAGUGAUGAUUUGUCUGUCUCUGCACCUGUGUCAUUAAGUGGACUACCAUUCUUUGUGUAGAACACUGAAGCUACAGUACAGUUCAAAUUGUAUUUCUCUUCAUUGACAAUGAUGCAAAAAGUUGGAAAUGUAUAUAUUACCAAAUGCAUUGAAAGCAUUUCUAUUUGUUUGUCUCUUUGAUUAACUGGCUGACUUUUUGGAUUCGGUCAUGAUGCAUUUUGAAUUGGGGUGUGUAAGUCUGGUAUGAUUUAGAUGUAGUUUGUGCCAUUUGGAGUCCGCACUCUUCUGAUCAUCUAAUUGUUGAUUCUAUGAACUGUACACAUCCAUGUAUUUACACAUUUCAGUGUUUAUUUCAUCUUAUGAAGAACUUGAAUUACAAUAUUUAUGUAAUUGGUAACUAAAUACAUAAUUAUUAACCUUGUUAUAUGUCACUAAUUUUUAACCAAUUAUUAGACAACAUUGCUUUGCCAUGUAGGAUAUUAUUUUGCCCUGGUGUCUUAUGUUUUAGUGUGAAACAGCAAAAAAAAUGACAGACAUGUAUGAUAGGGGUGAUACUAAUUUUACUAUAGGUUUCUUAAAGCACCUCCAUCAGCUACUUCUGUAUAGAGCUGAAAAGCCCUAUCAUACCUGUGACAACAGCAAUGCUCAUAUGGAUACAACGAUACCAACAUAAACAUACGUGUCUAUUAAGUCCUUACACUUUUGAUUAGAUGUUACAGAUUUUUUUCCACCAGUUCAAGGCUUGUACUUGUAUUUUUGUCCAACAUUAAAUAAAGGAAUGCAUAUAUUGGAAAAAAAUGCUGUAAGAUGUAGAUUGAAGAAGGAAGCUGUUAUAAAAUGAUUGUCCAUGAAAAAGCAGUUGUGUGUUAGGGCGUUGUUUCUAGUGUUUAUUUGCUCUUUAAAAAGGGGUGAAAAAUGUGUGUCUGUUCAAAAGCUUCAAUAAAUCUGUCAAUUUAAAUCCGAAGAAAGACAAAACAUUUCAAUUGAGAAUAUCUACCUAAUUACAUGCCCCAUAAGAAUACAUUUUCAUAUUUAAUUCCUGUUGGUUUAGUUUAUUCAUAAAAUAACUAACAUUUAAAAAAAUACUAUGAAAUAUUAAAAGAGAAAAAAAUAUAUACAUAUCUCACAUUGUUACCUUGUGACA